Molecule: messenger RNA, 2982 nt
Organism: Erinaceus europaeus (western European hedgehog)
Lineage: Eukaryota; Metazoa; Chordata; Mammalia; Eulipotyphla; Erinaceidae
Gene: WHAMM
Product: WASP homolog associated with actin, golgi membranes and microtubules
Exons: 10
Coding region: 23-2644 (873 amino acids)
Biological process (GO): endoplasmic reticulum to Golgi vesicle-mediated transport; Arp2/3 complex-mediated actin nucleation
Cellular component (GO): endoplasmic reticulum-Golgi intermediate compartment membrane; cytoplasm
Molecular function (GO): actin binding; Arp2/3 complex binding
Source: RefSeq, a predicted model, not a curated record
CGGCCGGGGCUCGGGGCCGGCCAUGGCGGAGGAGCCGCCCGACAGCCUGGACGGCUGGGUGCCGCUGCGCGAGGGCCUGUUCGCCGCCCCGGCGCGCGCGCCCCGCUUCCUGGUGUCCUGGGACGCGGCGCGCGGCGGCUUCGCGGUCGCUUGUCGGGGGCGGGGGCGCGCGGGCGGCUGGUCCGGGCGGCUGUCGGCCGCGGCGCUCGGGGGCGCGGAGCGGACGCUGCGGGCGCUGUGUCCCGCGCUGGAGGCCGCCUUCCCCGCGCUGCCCGGCGCGCUGUCCGCGCUGUCCGCCGGCCCCGGGCUGUGGGCGCGGGUGCGAGGGCGCGGGGGCCCCGGGGACGCGGCGGACGAGCUGUGCGCCGAGCUCGAGCGCUUCCUGCGCCGGGCGGCCGAGGGCUGCGGUGGCGCGGCCGUGCGCUACGCGCUCUUCCCGAGCGGCCCCGACUCGGACCCGGACCCGGACGCGGAGAAGGAGCAGGAGUCGGACUCCGAGAGCCCGCGCGCCUUCCAGGAGCGCACCCUGCGGGCUCGGCGGGACCAGGCGGGCGCGCACCUGCGCCAGCUCCUCCAGGGCCACCAGGAGGCUGGCACGCUGGUGGCGCUGAUGCAGCUCUACCACGAGGAAGACGAAGCCUUCCAAGAGCUGGUGACCAGGGCCACUGCCUUCUCCCAGCACCUGCUGCAGCCCUUCAGAAACAGGCGCGAAGUCGCGACUUCACGGAAGCUCGCUGCCUUGAAGAUCUUGGAGGAGGAGGAAGACCUGGGCCCUAAAAGGGUGGCCGCCCUGCAAAGGGAAGCUGAGGGGUGGGCCCGGCAGGCCCAGGAAGCCGUUGUUUCCAUCCAGGACCUCACGAUGGAGUACUUCACAGAAACUGUCAAAGCCCUGGCAGGGAUGCAGAAGCAGAUGGAACAGGACGAGAAGAGGUUUGGCCAGGCGGCCUGGGCCGCUGCGAUUCCCAGGCUGGAGAAGCUCAGGAGGAAGUUCGCGCAAGAGACACUGCAGCUCUCAAGGGCCAAGGAGCUGUGUCUGCACCACAAGAGAGCUGAGAUCCGAGGGAAGAUGGAAGAUCUUUCAGAGCAAGAGAAAAACAUAGAUGUUGUGGAUAAACUGGAAAUCCAGUAUUAUGAAGUUCAGCUAGAACUAUAUGAGGUUAAGCUUGAGAUACUAAAAUAUGAAGAGCUACUCCUUAUAAUACAGUUGGACUCAACUAAAAGACAGAUUAAAGAUAAGCAGGAGGAGGUCAUCUACCACGACGCCUGUGAGAGCAUGGAGGAGCUGUCCAUGGUGCGGGGGCUGCAGGACGCCAGGUGCCAGGAGGUGGAGGCCCUCAGGCUGCAGUGCCGGCAGCUGGAGACCCGGAGGGGCAGGAUCUGCGCCAGGCGGGCCCAGCUCAGGGGCAGGAAGGACCAGUGCCGCAAGAACCACCAGCUCAGACUGCAGCAGGCCAGAGCCAGCACUCAGCACUCCCAGCAGCACCACAGCAUUCAGAUGAAAAGAGGCAAGAGAAAAGAAGAGGAGCAGAAGAAAAAGGAAUGGAUUGACCAGGAGCGCCAGAAAACGCUCCAGCGGCUGAGAGCUUUUAAAGAGAAACACGCGGCUCAGCCUGUGCCCAAGACCUCCUCCGCAGGACGGGGGGCCGCAGCCUCACUCGCACCUCCGCACACAGCAUCUGUCUGUCCGUCCAUCGAGGAGGCCGAGGAUGCUCCCACAGUCCAGGAUCCGGAUACACAAAGCCCCACGUGCCCAGGCUGUCCUGCAAGUGUCCACGUUUCUGGGCCUGUUGGUGACCAGACACUGUCCAAGUUCUGUGAGGUGGUGACACCACCAGACCUUCCUCCUGCUCCUGCUCCCACUCCCUCACCAUCACUGCCACCACCACCUCCACCUCCGCUGCCUCCACCGCCACCUCCACCACCACCACCUCCACCUCUGUCACCGUCCUUCUGGGCACGUGGAGGCAUGCACAGCAGAACGUCGGGGGAGGAUGAGCCGCUCCCCCUGGUGUGCGAGUCCCCUGCUGAAGCUGAAGCAGCACCUGCUCCCUUGGUCGAGGACACAGGCCCAGGUAACCCCCGGAUCCCGCCCUGCUCCCGGACAUUGGGCUGUCCCUGCUGGCACUGGUGGGCGGUGUCUCCCGGCCCCCGUUUCACCCCAGUGCCACAUCAGAAAGUCGAAUCCGCUGGCCUGGGUCCACAUGGUGGCUGGUGGGGGGCCACGGUGCUCUGGGGCCAAUGGCUGUGUCACCUGGCAGACACUGGCUCCCCUGGGGCAUCUCGCAGGGCUUGGGGAAGGGACCGUUGUCCUCACAACUCCUCUGACUGCCUUUCAGGGUCAAUGGAUGAAGUGUUGGCCUCCUUGAGGAGCAGGACCCCUUUCCAGAAGCGGGGUACACCCACUCCCCGCACCGCAGUCAACAACAACACCCUGGCUGCCAUCCGGCAGGGGGUGACACUGAAGAAAGUCUCCGUGGACCAGGCCGAGCGUCUCCGCAGGAUCCCAGCUGACGACCUGGAGAGGACCAUCCGUGAGGCGAUCCAGAGAAUCAAGAGUGUGUCGGCUGACUCCGAGGAGGAGGAGGAGGAGGAGGAGGAGGAGGAGGAAGAGGAUGAGCAGGCCCAGGGCGCGUGGGACCACUAGGUGCUACCUAGUUCUCCCUGCGGGCGGCCAUGCACCACCACACCACGAGGCGGCAGGGACCUCUUCUCAGGACGUGGGUGUGGCUGGGACGCCCCAGGCAGCUGUCACCUGAACAUCAGGGAGGGAGGCUGCAGCUUUUCUUCCCCACGCCCGCACUCUGGAAGAGCCGGGCCUGCGUGUGGAGAAGAGGGCUCUUCAGAGUUACAGGUGUGAAUGUGAACGUGACUUUGUCAGUCACCGCGUGGAGGGUUCACGCUCAGGAAGUAAUUACUUAAAUGAAAGGUGUGUUCUGGAGCGAGCACUAUGUAAACUCUAACAAUAAAGAGCUGUUGGUGGUU